This is a messenger RNA of Miscanthus lutarioriparius, 945 nucleotides long. The record is from the annotation of a GenBank genome assembly. NCBI's taxonomy places the organism in Eukaryota, Viridiplantae, Streptophyta, Magnoliopsida, Poales, Poaceae.
AUGAAGGACGAGGCGGCCGAGGCGGCUGCGCAGGCGCCGCCCGCGUUCGUCGUCGGGCCCAGGGGCAGGGAGCUGCUGAUCCCGCCGCCGUCCUCCAACUACGAGGCGUGGGACCUCUCCGACAGCGAGUCCGCGCCGGCCUCCUCCUGGGCCACGCUCCCCAACAGGGCGCUGCUGUGCCGGUCUCUGCCGCAGGACGUCGGCCGGUGCACGUGCGUCAUCGUCAGGGAGGCGGCCACCGGCGCCAGAGGCGUCGCGCUCUACUCCCUCUACACCAACGAGGGGCAGGGGCGGCAGGACCGCAAGCUGGCGGUGGCGCGGCACCGGAGGAGUAGGGGCAGGUCCGAGUUCAUCGUGGCGCAGAACCAGGACGGCAUCUUCUGCACCUCCGACAACAACUUCCUCGGCACGGUGGGCGCCAACCUGGUCGGAUCCAAGUAUCAAAUCUGGGGCCAGGGGAGCCGAGCGGACGAGCUGAAGAACCAGUCGAAACGGCUUCUUGGCGUUGUCGUGUUUGCCCCCACCAUCACCACGCUCACCGGGAGUUUCAGAAGCAUGAGGGCAUGUAUCCCCAAGAACCAGUCCAUGCAGCUCAAGACCAACAAUUCUGCUCAGAUUCAGCAUGUCAGUGGGCUCCCAAAGGAUUGGCAGGAGAAGAAGAGCCGAGCUGACCAGUUGUGCUCAAGAGCCCCGUUCUACAACCAUAUGACAAAGCGCUACGAACUGGACUUCAGAGAGAGGGCAGGAAGGAUGGGGUACAAGGUGCAAACAUCGGUCAAGAAUUUUCAGAUGACUUUGGAGGAAAACGAGAGGCAGACAGUGUUGCAGAUUGGUAGGGUUGGGAAAUCCAAGUACAUAAUGGAUUUUAGAUACCCGCUGACCGGCUACCAAGCGUUCUGCAUUUGCCUGGCAUCGAUCGACGCAAAGCUGUGCUGCACCCUGUGA